This is a messenger RNA of Podarcis lilfordi (Lilford's wall lizard), 234 nucleotides long. The record is from the annotation of a GenBank genome assembly. NCBI's taxonomy places the organism in Eukaryota, Metazoa, Chordata, Lepidosauria, Squamata, Lacertidae.
AUGACCUGCGCUGCUGCAGCAGCCACUUCUGGCUGUCAAAGCCUCGACAACCUGCUCUGCUGCCGCAGCCCCUUCUGGCUGUCGAAGCCUCAACGACCUGCGCUGCUGCCACUGCCUAUUCUGGCUGUCAAAGCCUCAACGACUUGCGCUGCUGCCCCUGCCUCUUCUGGCUGUCAAAGCCUCGACGACCUGCGCUGCUGCCGCUGCCCCUUCUGGCUGUCAAAGCCUCGAUGA